This is a messenger RNA of Akanthomyces muscarius, 636 nucleotides long. RefSeq lists its product as uncharacterized. The coding region runs from base 1 to 636 and encodes 211 amino acids. The record is from RefSeq and is a predicted model, not a curated record. Lineage: Eukaryota; Fungi; Ascomycota; Sordariomycetes; Hypocreales; Cordycipitaceae. The transcript has a single exon.
AUGUGCCUCUGUUUCCGCCGCACGCCGUCGUUCAAAUACCGACAGCUCAACUCGGUCGAUACGCUCGAUAACAGACCUCCGCAGGCUCGAUUGAGCUCUAGACCAUACACAAUGGGCGUCUCGGUAUCCGCCGCUCCUCCCACGCCGCCGCCGCGAAGCAUCGACGCCGCCGCCGCUGGUGGUGUCCCCGAGACGUCGCCGUUUGCCCAGCAGCGCGAGCGCCUCGUCCUCGAGCUCCUCCCCUUCAAGGAUGCCAGCAAGUUCCACGAGUGGCUGCGCAGCGGGCCGGUGCAAGGGUCGUGGCACGAGUUUCACCGCGACCUGCUCGCGCGCGUGCCGGCCGACCGACCGGAACCGGACAAGGCCAAGACGGCGCAGGCGACCAAGGAGGCCAUCAACUCGCGGUCGCAAAAGUUCCUCGUCUACCAUCCGGACAAGAGCGGCUGGUCGCCCGAGGACCACUACGUCCGCUUCAUGACCAUUGUGAUUCUCGACUCGCUGCUGGCGAACCUGUGGUCCGACUCGGACUGGAAAAAGAGAAAUAUUGAUAUAUGCAAGGCGGUGUACGAGGUCUUGUUCUUUCUAAGAGCAUCGCAUUAUGUGAACCAGCAAGAUCCACCGGGCUAUUCGGAUUGA